AUGUUCAACCACUUCCCCACUUUAAAAAAUGAUAACAUUAUCAGAGCAGCAAAAGGAGAAGCUGUCUCACGCAUACCUGUGUGGAUAAUGCGGCAGGCCGGUCGUUACCUACCUGAAUUUCGUGCAAUGAGGGAAAAGUAUGAUUUCUUUGAGAUUUGUCGCACUCCUGAACUGGCUUGUGAAGUUACCCUUCAACCUAUACGUCGUUUCGAUCUUGAUGCAGCAAUCAUAUUUUCAGACAUUCUGGUUAUACCUCAAGCCCUUGGCAUGGAGGUUAAGAUGCAACCCGCUGUUGGACCGAAAUUCACUGCACCUCUGAAUUCACCACAGGAUCUGGAUCAGCUAAAUGUUCAGGUUGAUAUAUCCAGGGAAUUGAGAUAUGUUUAUGAGUCGAUUACUUUAACACGUCAUCGAUUGGAGGGAAAAGUUCCGCUAAUCGGCUUUGCUGGAGCUCCAUGGACUCUAAUGUCUUACAUGAUUGAGGGUGGGAGUUCGAGUACUUAUUCUAAAGCUAAACGAUGGUUGUAUAGCGAACCACAGUCUAGCCACAAACUACUUAGUCUACUUACCCAAAUAAUUGUGGAACAUUUGGUCCAACAAGUUCUUGCAGGCGCUCAGUUACUCCAGGUUUUUGAAUCUCACGCUGGCUUUCUUAGCCCACAUCUGUUUGUCAAAUUUAGCCUACCGUAUUUGAAACAGAUUGCAAGUCAAAUACAAAAUCGUUUAUUAAAUGAAUACAAUAUUCCAAAAGAAUCUCUUCCACCACUCAUUGUAUUUGCCAAGGAUGGUCAUUAUGCUCUUUCAGAGCUAUCUCAAGCAGGUUACGAUGUCAUCAGUUUAGAUUGGACUAUAUGUCCGAAACUAGCGCGAAGCAUUGUUCAUUCUAAUAUCACACUGCAAUGCUCUGUGAUGACUUGAAGAGAUGCAUUUCUGUUCCAGAUUUCCCCAAUUUCUCUGUUUCUGGAGUUGUGUAUGUAGGAUGGAGCACGCCUAUAAGAGGUGAGUGUGUUUGUUCACACUUGACGAAUGUGGUGAAUCUUCGAAGUGGACCUUACGAAUGCCAGGAGAUUCGAUUGCUAGUUGUAUGGAGUCACCGAUGUAGGCAUGACAUUACAUUCUAAAGCAGAAAGUGCACUGCUUGGUUGGAUACUAGUGGAGAGGGGUUUUUUGUGCCUAUCGACUGAUUGUAUGGGAUGUGUAAGAACUAGGAAUGAUGGCGACACUCUCUUAUGUGUACUUGUAGUCCCGGAUAGUGCGUCGAUUGACUGGAUUUCGGAUGGUGCAAAGGACGAGUUUUGUGCAAAGCUAUGGAUUUGACUAGACAAAGCAAAACAUGGAGGUACAGUCAUAGUCACAGUAGUGGGCGAGUUUAGUGCGCAAUGAGACAAGAUGAGGGGAAUCGGAAAUGGAUUUUCGGCGGUGCUCAGAGUAUUCUACUUUUGUUCUGGCCGUUGGAUGUUGCUGAUCAGCACCAACUUCAAACAUAUGGAGACAUUGUCUGAAAUUUG
Messenger RNA from Heterobilharzia americana, 1508 nucleotides. The record is from the annotation of a GenBank genome assembly. Lineage: Eukaryota; Metazoa; Platyhelminthes; Trematoda; Strigeidida; Schistosomatidae.